AUGGCUGGCCUUACAUCGGACAACAUUUCAAUAGCGUCCGCACGUCAAUACGGCUUUUCAAGGGAGCGUGACUUGUGCGUCUAUUGCGGGAAGAAUUCAAAGCCGCCGCCUACAGACCCGUUUGCGCCAGUCUUUGUCUUCUUCUCCCUCGUCGACUGCCGCCACUACGUGUGCCAGCCGUGCGCCCUCGUCAACUGCGACAACGCGGGUCGCUACAUUCGCUGCCCAACGUGUCACUCCAUCUCGCGUCUUGCGCAGACGGGUAAAAAGCGUACUGGACCCGAUGAGUUGCGUGUGACGAUUGACGAUGGCGUAUCCUCUGCCGCCUCACACGCAUCACGCCGCUCGGUGCGUGUUCCGGCAGACAACGUGCCGGCACGAAGCGCCCUUGCGAAGGCUGACCGCAGCAAAAAACGUUCUGCCUCUGUGCAGUUUUCGGCGAACCCGACGACGUCUGUUGUGCCGCCACCUGAGGAGAGUGAAAACAAAAAACGUGGAGAUGCUUCUGUAACUUCACCG
Molecule: messenger RNA, 519 nt
Organism: Trypanosoma cruzi
Lineage: Eukaryota; Euglenozoa; Kinetoplastea; Trypanosomatida; Trypanosomatidae
Exons: 1
Source: RefSeq, a predicted model, not a curated record